UCGCGUAGCGUGUUUAUGCCACAGUUUUUGACAAGCGAAAAAGUAAAAUUUUACUAAAAUUGGAACAAGUAACGAGAAAUCCUUUAGAGGAAAUUCAAUGGGAAAGUUAUUAGAAGAAAUCGGAAAAUCUCACUGAACCUGGCAACCAGAAAAACGCUAAACGAACAGUUGUUUUAUUAAAGAAAAAUGGCGAUGUGUUAAUCAAUGCCAGCGUUUAAAUAGCCUUUAUAAAUAGUGUUUAAUCCGUAAACUCUGGAUAAUAAGUAGCGGUUUACUAGUUAUUCAUUAUUAGAUCUAGGAAACCAACAUGUUUUACGAGAAGUUAACGUUUUUAUUAAUCUAUAUAGUGUAAUCCAAAAUUUUACACCGAGAUAACCAUGUCUAGAGGUUUUGGGAAGUACAGAAGGGGCGCAAGCCAUUCUAAUUUUCAUUUUGAUACGCUCUUUAAAGAGAAUGCUAAUAAGCCUUCGGCUGCGAGGUCUGCAGCGUCGGUUGGUAAAUGGGGCAUUACCAGCUUUACGAGUAUACGAACUUUAAAUGGAAGACCAGACAAUGAUUCCAGUUCCACUUCAGCUGCCGAUGCCACACCAAAACCAAAAAAGUUCUUCAAGAGUCGCAAUCCUGAUUCUCAGGAAGUCAACACUACACCUACUUACCAAUCUACAGCAAGUUAUGGCUCUAACACUAGAAAAUCUCGAGCUAAUCAUGAUGGAGACAAUAGGCAUACAAAAGGAAAUUCUUCACCAAAGAAAUUUUUCUCAUCGAAAAACGCACAUGAAAAGGUGACGGUACCACCAAACACAUCGAGUAAGAGAAGAAACAGUGACAGAAGUGACACAAGCGAGUCUCCCAGGGCUCCUAUCGUGUUGAGGAUUUGUAGGGGGAAGUCACAGUUGUUAAAUGAUACUGAUGAGUCCGAAAGCACAGUUACUCCAAGUUCAACGCCUUCUACGUCAGCCACCACAUCACCGCGUGCUCUUCGGGAAUCGUCCAAUUCGCAAACUGACAACAAACCUCCGACCCGUCGCAUCACUCGCAGCGCAAGAAGGAGCAUGCAAAUGGAUCCCAGCAGUAGUCCAGUCACUGCGGACACUCCCAGCGAGUUCUCCUUAUUUACUAACCCAAAAGAAGAGACCUUAGAGAACGAUUUAUCGCCUCAGUACAUACCGGCAGAAAAAUACGAGCUUGAACGUAAGGCAAUGUAUGACAGUCUUCUAAGGCCGGAUUCCCCUAAAGCCGAAGAGAAACCUGUAUUGCCUGAGCCUGAAGAAAACCAUGCGAAUGAGGCUAAAGAUGACGUUGACAGUUCUUUGGACAAGAGCGUGGAGGAUGCGAUGGCAGAGCUACACGGAGUAGAUGCGAAUACAGCCGAAAAAACAGUUCAAGAGGAGAACCAUUCAAACCACGCCUCGUUAGGCGAACAAGAAAUGGACAUAAAAGAAGAAGACCUGUCAGGAAAAUCCCCAGAGCCUCCUCCAGAACCCACCCCAGUUAAGGUAGAAGAACCACCAACAGAUGUCAUUAAAGAGGAAAUAAAACUCCCCGAACCAACCGAAGAAUCCAUCGAAGAAACGCCGGAAACCAUCGAGAACAUUGCGAAGGAGAUUGAACUUACCAAAUCCGCGAAAAAGGAACCAGAAUCACCUCCAAAGAAGACCAAAAAUGUGCCCGUCGUCCGCGAGCUUCGAAGUCGAAACAGAAACAAAGAGAAGGUGGUAGAAAAACCGGUGGAGCCUGUAGUAAAUGCCGUGAAGAAGCCUUUCCUUAGGGAAACUAGGAGUAGGAAAGAAGCUUCUGCGACGAACAAGGUGGUUAACAAUGAUAAACGACCGCUCGAAGAAGUUGAACCGGAAGUUGUAAAGGAAGUUGAGGCUCCAGUUCCGGUUGUGAAAGAGGAGAACACUCAGAUCGCGAAGAAAUUUAAGGGAAAAGAGAUAGAGGAAGAAUGGUGUACGGAUAGUGAUUCCAACAGUACGAUGCCUGAAAUGGAAGUUAAACAGAUAGUUCCUAGUCCCGACGAGAAUAUUAAUGAAAUUGAGAAGCACAAGCACGAAAUAUUGGACAAAAUCCUCGAAAAACCUCCCGAACCACCUCCAGUAAAAUUACUCAUCUCCAAGAAGAAAGGAAGCAUUUUUAAAAGCCGCGCCUUGGUGGACGACGAUUCUAAGAAAAGAAGAGCCAGGUACGUGCACAAAUGGAUUGACGAUAAAGACGGGAAACCCGGCGGGGAAACCCCUGCCAGAACCAAUCCAGAAACCACAGAGCUGGAUUUUGAUGAAUACAUCGGAGAGCCUUUAACCAGGCUGUCUAAAGUCGAGGACGAACCCGGCCCUACCAGCGUGCAUUGCCCUAAGACUGACAAACCCUACUACAUGGUCGUGAGAAACGUCAAAAAAGCCCACCAAAUCCAAGAAAUCGGCGAGUUUCAGGAAUUUAACGAUGACGUGGAAUACAUUCUUGACGCUUUACAGGAUAACAACCCGAUAAGCACCAGAUGUUUGUCAGCGAUAACGCUGGCAACAAAGUGUAUGGCCGCUCCGUUCAGGAUGCACGUGCGGGCUCACGGCAUCGUUGCCAAGUUUUUCAAGGCCUUGCACGACGCUACCAAAGAUCAGAGCUUGGGGUUGUGUACCGCGACGGUUAUGUUCGUCCUGAGUCAGGACAGGCUGAACAUGGACUUGGACCGGGACUGUUUGGAGCUGAUGUUGAAUCUCUUGGAGUCUGAUGUGAGUUAUCAGCAGGCGCUGGACGUGUGUGGCCUUAGUACGGGACAGUUGGAGAAGAAUAAGCAGAAGGUGCGAGAGUUGUGCGCGGACAUACAGAGUCAGGGACAUGCGAUGCAUCUGAAUUUAGAAAAUAUUACGACUGGCCAAUUGGCCAUGGAAACUCUUCUGUCGUUAACGUCAAAAAGAGCGGGAGAGUGGUUCAAGGAGGAGCUGCGAGAGUUGGGAGGUUUGGAGCACAUAAUGAAGACGAUUCACGAGUGCUGUCGGCAAGUUUCGGACUAUGUCGUGUCCUGGACCGAUCUACUGUUGGACAAAAUUAAGAAAGUCGAUCGGUGUCUUAGGGUAUUAGAAAAUGUAACACAAAAUAAUGAGGAAAAUCAAACGUAUAUUCUCAAGUACAAUAGCGGCAUGAUGAUAGACACAUUGGUCAGUUUGUACAAACUUUGUGAUAGGGAAAUACCAUUGUAUCCUGUGACGGAUAUAACUGAUAAAGUUUCCACAGGGGCGAUUAUUAGAGAGGCUCUUUUAGUGACACUUAAAGUUUUGAUCAACUUGACGCAUCACUAUAGGCAACAAUCCUUAGGUAGUCAACUUAUAGGGUCCAAGUCGGGGAUUAUCGAGAUCAGUCUACAUUUGCUACUUCAAGUACCGAACUAUAUUCCCGAGCAAAAGAAGUUCGAGCUUGGAGUCUUGGUACUUAUGUUGUUGAUCAACCUGAUCCAAGAUCAGGAGGCCAACAAGAAAUUACUGAUGGAUGCUAAAGCGCCUUCCAAGCUCGAAAGCAUCUAUUCUCGGGAAGAGAGUGCGGUGGAGGCUCUCAUCAUUCAGUUUUAUGAGUGGGAGGGUUGCGCCAAAAUUGCCGAAAACAAAACCAACGCCAUCUUGGACGGCGAAAAAGACGUAGAAGACGUGCCUACGUCACAAAACAAGAGCAACGAGGAGUUUAUCGAAGAAACGGUGGCUAAAUUGUUGCAAAAAGCAGGGACGCACAUGGAGUUCACGUUUUUGGCGUCGUAUAUCGUCAUGCUGAUCGGUUUCCUGAUCAUGGACAAUUCAGCUUACCAGGACAGUAUUCGGCAGUUCCUCAGAGGCAGCAAUUUCAACGACAUGGUCGAGCUACUUAAGAAGUUCUUCAACUUCAUGAAUUUGACUGCGUCGACGGAAGCCUCCAGCGUCUGCGCAGUGAAAGCGACACAGAAAGUGAUCAAAUUCCUAGAGGAGUGCGACAAAAGCGAUGAUGUCGCGAAGCCGGAACAAGAGGAACCAGCAGAAUUAGUCGAAAAACCUUUUUUAUAGACUGACGCCCUUCAAACACCAUAUCUUCAAUUUGAUUUCUCCAUUUCGGUAUAUAUUUUGUUGUUUUUAAUGUAAAGACAGAAAAAAACGUUUAUUAUUUUCCCUUUUCGAUGCCUUAAAAAGUUUCAGUGACGCGAAUCUACCUGAAGACGAAAAAAAAAAUGUAGAAAAAUAUAUUUCUGAUUUUUUAAUAGGAUUUUAAACCGUGUACAUAUUAAAUAUGUUUUAGUCGGCAGGUUUCCGUUUUAUAUACAGAGGUUUAUAUAAAAUUCUAUUGUGUAUUUCUUCAACUAGAAUAUGCUGAUCAAACACAACUCCAAAAGUUAGUUUUUGAUGUAUAGUGCUUUUAUUUUAUUUUGUCCCUCUUUUAACUGAUAACUUUUUGAAGUGAAACUUCUUUACGCGUUGGGAGUUAAAAUUCAAGGCCGUGACACAUGAACUACUUCAAUUUGGUAACUACACGAAUUUGGCUUCAAUUUCUAUUCCUGACUAGCGAUAUAGUGUAAUAUAUACAGGUUGUUAAUUUGUUUAUUACUCGCAGUAAGAGCUUUAUGGUUGAAAUAUGGCAACCUCGGCCCGCCCGUCGAUAGACGACGCGACGGGACGAGUCGGCAGAAAACCCUAUAAGUGCAUGCGUUCUCAAUAGGCAGUGUUGCCAUUCUGUUCACUUAUAAGUGAUUGUUCAGUUAACAACCUGUAUAUAAUAUGGUGCACACACUUUUUUUUGUUCUUUAAGAUAGAACAUUCAUUAACAAAUUGAAUUGUAGGGUUUUAGUCAAGUUUUUUAUGGUGUAUUACCAAAAAUACCAUACUCUGUCAAACGUCACACUUGUUAAUAUAAACUUUUUGGUAUUGGAUAGUA
This is a messenger RNA of Sitophilus oryzae (rice weevil), 4884 nucleotides long. RefSeq names its product protein wings apart-like. The transcript has 13 exons. The record is from RefSeq and is a predicted model, not a curated record. Gene Ontology annotation, biological process: regulation of chromosome condensation. Lineage: Eukaryota; Metazoa; Arthropoda; Insecta; Coleoptera; Curculionidae. The coding region runs from base 378 to 4022 and encodes 1214 amino acids.